This is a messenger RNA of Fragaria vesca subsp. vesca, 859 nucleotides long. RefSeq lists its product as uncharacterized. Bases 148 to 606 code for a protein of 152 amino acids. Lineage: Eukaryota; Viridiplantae; Streptophyta; Magnoliopsida; Rosales; Rosaceae. The record is from RefSeq and is a predicted model, not a curated record. The transcript is spliced from 7 exons. Gene Ontology annotation, cellular component: cytoplasm. Gene Ontology annotation, molecular function: S-adenosylmethionine-dependent methyltransferase activity; protein phosphatase inhibitor activity.
UCCGAGAGAAUAUUAUAAUAGCGUAGUCUCCAGGCUGCAGCUUCGUUCUCAUAUCUCUGCUCUGCAAUUGGAUUGGAUCACCCCGUUCCGGCUCCGGUUUUCCCAGGCGGAUCUUUCAUCAGCUGUCACCCGUGCCUAGAGCAAAAUAUGUCGGAUACAAACAUGGAGGACGUGAAGGACCAAGAGCUUGUUCAAGGUCAUGGUGACAAUGCCGAGCAAGACGUGAAAGCUUCAGAUGAAAGUCAUGAUGAUCAUCCCAUGCCUUCAGUCCAGAAGGAGGAGGAAACAAUUAAGAAAAAAUAUGGAGGCAUUAUUCCUAAGAAGCCUCCACUAAUAUCCAAGGACCAUGAGCGGGCUUAUUUUGAUUCUGCUGAUUGGGCAUUGGGAAAGGGCACACAUAAGCCGAAAGGACCACUCGAAGCACUCCGCCCAAAGCUGCAGCCCACACCACAUCAGCAAGUGCGUUCCAGACGUGCCUCCUAUGCGAGGGCAGAUGAUGUCGAAGUAGAUGGUGUCAAUAACAACACUUCAGAGGAGGAUAUCCAAAGUGGCGUAACCGAUGGCAGCACAAACACCGUGACUGAGGAUCAGAGCCGUCAUGAGUGAAGCGGAGUCCCAUAUUAGAAAAAUGCCGAAUCCCAGAUCUUUUACCGAAGUGCCAGAGCAAAUAAGCAAACUGAAUCAUGCAACAUGAUUCAGUUGCAACAUGAUUCAUGCAACAUUUUUUUACUUGUAACAUGAUUCAUGUAACAGUAUUACUCUGCACUAAAAUGUGACAUUCCUGUUUCUUAAAUUGCUUGUGAUGAGAAUUGAGAAUGCUUAUUACUUUAAUAGUGAAGCCAGUGAUAGUUUGAUUACC